CUCGAGAAUGUCACCCUGAUGUCAGCUUCCCACUGUCCUUAUUCCCUGCCUGCUCGUGGGUGCGAGAAGAAGGUUUUGUGAUGACCAAACACAGCAAGUUGGUUCGUUGGGUGGUGGCAUUGUCCUCUCUGUUGUGAUGACGAUCUUGCUAACUGCAAGUUGGUUUGUUGGCCGGUGGCAUUGUCCUGUCGCUCGCUGUUUCCGAGGGUCCGGAGCUUGUGGUUGACUGGCGAGUGAAGGAGGCGGGUGCGGGCGGGCGAUCAGGAUUGAAUGAGUGCCAGGUGCAGUAGCAUCCAUAUCCACUUCUCAUUAUUGUACCCGAGUGCGGGUUUUGGCGUCGACAGGGCACUGUUCACCGAUUCAUCGUUGCCUUGAGACAUGGCGCAGCCGGCAAGCCUUAGGAAUAAAUUUGCAAGUGUGAAUCUGAAUAGUUCCUACGGAAAGCCCGCGGCAUCACAGCAACAGCAGCAACAGCCGCGUCAGACCUCACGGAUCGGCGUGGGUCACUAUGGCGGCAUGGUGAUCUUGGGGAAAGGGAGGGGUAAAGGAAGCUCUGGCAUCGUCGGAGCCGGAAGCGCACCAGGAGGUGCCUUCAGUCAGUUGGACAAGAGCGGAAAGCUGGCGGUUCUAGGACCAGUGAAUCUGCCAUCCCUGAGGACGGAACACCUGGGGAACGAUCCAACCGUCGCAUUGGUUGAAAGGGCAGGAGGAGGAUGGGGCAAAACUGGUGCGGGGAGAAUGGAGGGUGUUGUUGCACCCUCUCAGGGUGUCGUGACAGCAUUAGCAGGAGGAGGCGAGAGGGAAUGUGAUGGGGUGGGGAAUGCAGGGGGUGCGGUGAUAGGCGCAACACGGGCGGAAGCGGCGCCUCAUCCGCCAGAUCCGGGUGUUAGUGGAACAGGGCCUUUGUCCGGGAGGUUUGAUGGCGGAAGAGGAGUGGUUGCUCCGGCGAGCCGAUCACAAGUGUACGUACCUCCGGCAGUGCGAGCGGCUUCUGCAGCGGAUACAUUGUUGCCGGUUUACCGGGACCAAGCGUCUCGCUCAUCGGGUCUGUCGCCUGUAAUCUCGACACGAGUGUUGUUCCACGAAGAUUUUCCCUCCCUAGCGGCGGCGACUCAGCCGCAGGCUAACCUGCAACGGAAACUUAAAGAACAGCAGGCGCGCCAACGGGAGCAGCACCACCGUGUUAAACUGCAACAACUAAAGCUUCAGCAACUGUCCGAGCAACAUGUUGAACACCUUCACGCGGUGCAGCAGAUUCAAAAUGAGCGGCAGCUGGAGCACCAGUUAACAACCGAGCGAAGACAGAAGGGGGAGGAUCCUCAGAAAGGGGAAAUGUCUGUACAAACGACGCCUAUGGCAAAACUACCACCAAAUAUGGAAUGUGGAGGGCUUAGCCGUGGGAAAGAGCAAUCUGUAACGGAUGUGGAGUUCCCUCAGGACGAUGUUCGACGACCUUCUGUGCCGACUCAUCAUUUGACGCUACAGCACAUGGAGGGGCGGCUAGAUGAGGAACAUGGACCGUCUGAGGAACUCUCGAGCUCCCAGUACGCGUGUCAAUCUCAGCAGUUAGAGAGGGUCCUUUUAGGGGCAGCAGCAGAGGGGCUUCAACGUGUAGAGAACGAUCAUCAUCCAUACCAGUGCCAUAAGCAGAACAAAGCGCAGAGUAAAAGAGAUGAAGAAGGAGAACGGUGGCCAGGCGGAGAUGAGGGAAAAAGGUCUGUGGUUUCCCCGUGGAUUCCCAUGUCACGGAAUUGGGCAGACGAUGAGAGGGACUCGCUACCUAAACGAGCCAUCCUGGAUGAAGGAAGGGAGGAGAUUGACAGAGCUGGGUGUUUUCUGAGGGCCGAUGGCUUUGCCAGUGACAAGGGGCGAGACGGUUACAGCGGGGGAUCUAACACCGUGGGUCGGCGCGGGGUGGCGGGCGUAGAUAUUGAGCCGAGAGGAGGUAGCGGAGCGAAGUUCCAAGGAGGGGCUGGUGGGGCGGGAUACAUUUUCAGGCGCGGCGGUAAUUCUACAUUUUGCGAUUAUGAAAGUGCUUUCCUUAGCAGGAGAGGUGGCUGGGCAGAAGGGCCAGAGACACCGCUCGUGGAGUCCAGAAGGUUAGGGCACUUGGCGGCAAUAAGGUCAGCGCUUUCUGGCCCUUUCAGGGAAGAUAUGUUCGGGGUGGAUUCCGUGGGAUCAAGUAGGCUGGGAAGGAGAGAAGAAGACACACGAGAAUUUCAUGACCCUGUGCGAGAGGCUUUUGAUGCGGAGCUGGAACUAGUCCAGCUGAUGCAGGAGCAGGAGAGGCAGAAGAAACAGCAGGAAAAGGAGAUGGUAGCUGAAAGAGCAAGAGUUGACCAGGAAGAGCACAAGAGGAGAGAAAAAGAGGAAGAAUAUCUGUUGACAACAGUAAAAGAGGUGCAGGAAGUGAGGGGUUCGGCCGAGAGGGAGGUGAUGGGGGAACGUGAACGUGCAUUACAGAUGGAGAAGAAGUUGGACGAGGAGAAGCGACAGAGGGACCUGGAGAGGCAGCGUUACGAUGCGGAAGAAAGGAUAAGGAGGGAGAACGCAGCGAAGAAACUUAAAGAACUGGAAGAAAGAAUCGCGAGAAGAGAGGCGGAGAAAAAGAGCGAGGAAGAGCAGCAGCGACAGCAGGAGCGAAACAACGGGCAGGAACAGCGUCUCGAUUUGGGCGAAGCGGAGGGAGGGGUGAGGCGAGAGGAACAAAGUUCCAAGCGAAAGGAAGACUGGAAGACGGAGGAGGAUAAAAUUAGGAGGAAGGAAGAGAACGAGCACAGGGGGGAGGACGAAAGACGACGGAAAGCUGAGAGGUGGAGAGAGGACGAGCAGAGGGAUCCAGAGAGCAAGCGGGAGGAGGAAAGGAUGAGUCAGGAAGACGACAUGAGGAAGCGGGAGGAGGAGAGGAUGUGUCAGGAAGAGAACAUGAGGGAAGAGGCGACGAUAUGGGAGCCGGAGAGGGGAACGGAGGAAGAUGGAGACAGGGAGGAAGAGCAGUGGAAAAUGAAAGAGAGCAGGGAGGAAGAACACGAGAGAAAGGAGAAGGCUGCCGCGACGGCUCCCUUCGCGUCUGGGGCGAAUAGACGCGAGGAGGAGCGCCAAAGAGGAGAAGACGAUGACAUGACGGAGCGGCACGGUUGUGGGUUGCUCACGGGACAUGUUGGGGAAGGUUAUACCACGGGUGGUAGUUACCAGGGAAGUGGCUCGCCCUCUGCAACUAGUCAUCAAGACGAAGAUUUACUAUCACUGAGCAAAAGCAGUGGGGGUCGUUUUGCUCCUAUUUCGGGUGGAGUUUACCGUCCUCCAUGCUGGGGAGGAUGGUCAGAGUCAGGGUUACGAGCGGAUUGUCGUGGCGGUGGUCGUGGGGGCUCCGAAGUUUUCGUCCUUGACCGAUUAAGGUCGUCCUCCGCCCCAAGCUGGAGGACUAAUCUCUCAAUGAUGGAGAAUGGAGUUGUAGACUCAGGUAUGCCUUUCUGCUCGCCUUCUAAGAGCGUUGGGGAGUCACCUGUGUAUUCUCCAUUCGGCAGGGAUUCAGAAGGUGAUUUCCACCAGCGUUGGAAUAGGGACAAGGAGAGGGAUCGCGAGAAAGUGUACAAUGGGAGAGGGGAUGCAGUUGGAAAUCACGAGGGCAGAGAGUACGGAUGGACGCACGGGGUUGGACUGAGGUUAGGCAGCCCGCGGGUGAGGAGAGGAGGGGCGACAGACUCUUUUCUUGGUCGCAACGACAGGACGGGUUCCUUGCCCUUUCAUGAUCUGCGUUCGGGAAGUGCUGGCGACGCUGGCCCAGGCGUCAGGAAACCAGGGCCGGGCCUUUCUUCGAUUUCUUAUGGUGGCCUUGACAUGGCGGAUAUGGGUGUCGGACCUUCGUCUCUGUAUGACAGCCGGGAUUCGGAUCGCCGGCGCUUUAGGGAUAGAGGGAGGGAGAGGCUGCUAAUGAUCGACAAUCGAGGGGGAGGAGGGACGCGACGAACGCGGGAAGGAUAUUAUCCAUCCAUGGCGCUUCCUCAGCCGAAGAUCUCUGGGCCUUACGGUUAUGGUUACCACUCAAACUCUGCCGCUAGGUCUGUGGCUCCAUUGAGCGCUGGCCAGGGUCUUGGUGGGGAACUGAAUCUCUCGUUGUCGUCAUCAUUUAGAGGGAAUACACUGGGUCAUGGAGGACCAGGAUGGGCGGAGAAAGAGCUUGCGUCCCAAGCACGGGAGCAGGAGCGCAUUGUGGAUGAGGGAAGAUGGCGGGCAUCAGGGGACGUCACGAGCAGACUGUUGCCGGCAGAGCUUGAGGGCGACUCGACGUUGGCGGGCUUGACACGCGCUGUGAGUAAGAAUGCGGAAGGUACACGGAAACCGGAAAUGGAGGACAAAGAGGUUGACAUUACUGCUGUGGGUGGGAUUGGCCGCUACCGGCAAGAGGAUUCGUCUGCGGCCUUCAGGUUGUCCGACGACGACAACAAACACAACGGAUUGAUUGUUUCGCCGACAAGGAAGCUGGUUGGGCAGGAGGAGGCUGAGGUGAGGAAGCCGAGCGUGAGAUCGAUGACUUGUCCCCACGGGCGAAAUCUCAGAGGUGUUUCUCGCCUCGAUGACAACGAGGAGACGGAUUUGGGUGACGAGCAAGAAGAAUAUGAUUGUAAGGUGGAGGAGGAACGACAGUCGCAGGCGCUGUCUUGCCAGCAGAAGGAAGAGGAGAAGAGGGAUGGACUGCGAGGCAAUGAGUGCAGAAGCCACGGCGAGGAUGAAAAGUUCUCCGAGAUGAACCACUUGGUGGCAGGAGGCGUGUGUCGAUACGGGGAUGAAGAUGGUGAUGACGACUGUGGUGUUGAUGUGGAUGCUGGCGAUGUUGGCGAGACGGUCUCGUUCACUGUGGGCGACAGAGAACUCUGCUCGGAUUUGGUGCGGCGGCAUGUUGAAGGGCAAGGGCAGCUGCAUGUUUCCGGCUCGGAAGGCAGAUAUAGUACAGAAACAGAAGACGAGCAAGGUCUGCAGACGGACGAUUGCAAAGGACGUGAAGACAUUUUGCAAAAGGUUGAUGAGGUACAGGAAGACAAAACCGCAUGUCGUAAAGAAGUUGAGGACGAAGAAAGGACCGCAGAGAAAGAUCGCACGGAACAUGCGGAGGCACUUGAUUUCAUUCCAUCACGGUCGUCCUCUUUGUGUCUACAGCAGAUAAAUCAAAGCAGCCUGAUUUUGACUUUGAAGAGUCGCCCAGGCACGCCGGUGAUGUCCCUCGCAUUAGAUCAGCAAGGGAGCGGAAUGCUGGGAACGAGUCCAGAGGAAGAAAUGGGCCAUCAGGAAACCUUUGCACCUGAGCAGCAUGAGCGCCAUCAAAAAAUGCACCUAGAGCAGCAUCAGCUGCUAGUCAUAGGGCAAGGAUUAUCUUUGCAAGGCGUGGUGUCAACGAUACCGGCCGACCAGGAGCAGCAGCAGCAGGCGCAGGUGGGUUUCCACAGUGGGAAAGAGCAGUGUCGACAACAGCUGCAGGAGGGUUCAUUUGUACCAGCGAUCGCACCCAUGAUGCAGGGACAGUUGCUUCAGACAGCGGCACCUCUUGCAAUAGUGGUGUCCUCGCAGCAGGCUCCACAGACACAUGUGCAGCAACAGCAUUAUCCUCCUCCACUUCCGCAGUGCCUUUCGUCAUCACCAGUUUCACAGCAGCAACUCCAACAACAGCUUUUCCAGCAACCGCAAUCAUCCGAGCAAAGUACUCUUGUUGCGGCAGAAAGCCCUGCAUUACGGGGGACGGCUGCUGGACAGGGGGAACAUAGCACGGUAGCUGCUGCAGUUUCCUGUCAGCAGCAGCACCAACAGCAGCGAUUGCAGGAUCUGGUCUUAGAGCACGAGUUCGAGAAUAUUCAACAGCACCACCAGCUGCAACAACAGUUUGUAUCACUUCCACAGUCGACGUCGACCUUCCCAUGUAUGUCUCGGCCACAAGAGCAGCCACAGACGCAGGCACAUGAGGGGUUGGGGGGAGUGGGUGCAGCUGGAGGAAACCUGUUUACUGCAGCAGCAGUUGCCCCAGGUGGGGAAGCAGCCGCAGCUGGAGGCCUGCUUCCUGCAUCAGCGAUCACCCGGCCGCUGGCUCUGGGUUUCCAGACGUCGUUGCCCUCUUCCAUUCAUGUGGGCUCAAUCCCCUUGCAGCUGACACCACCCCAUGCCCCACAUCUGAUGUCCUCGCUUGGAAGUUUACCACAUUCUAUGCUUUUCCCUUCGCUUGCCUCACAUCAUCAACAGACAUCUCUUCCGCUGAUAGCUCCGUCUCUCCCUCUGGCGGGUCAGGUCUUGCUCCAGUCUGCACACCAGGAACAGCAGGGCCAGUCGCAGCAUCUGAUCCAGCAGACGACUGAUUCAUCAAUGAGGAUUCCUGUUGGUACUCGGCAUCACGAUUGUCAGCAGCAGCAAGAUGCAGCGUCAGCUCAGGUUCUUCAGCAGCAGCAACAGCAGCAAUUGGCCAUGAUAUCACUGCAAAGGGAAGUGCGGGAGGCAGGCAUGCUUGGACAAGAGCAGUCCAUAGUUGUGGUGCAGGCUCACCAGCAAGGACAGCAGCAUGAACGGACUCAGUGGCAGCAGUCGCAGCAACCACAACAACGAGUGGAAAGGCAGCAAAGCCUUUGCAUGACGGUAUUACAACAGCAACAUCAGCAGAUUCCGCAGCAAAUGCUGGCGCCUCAACAUCUGCAGCAGGGAUCUCUUCAACCCCCCCCCCCCCCCCCGCUGCAGCAGCAGCUGCAGCAGCAGCAGCUGCUGCAUCAACAGCUGCAGCAUCAGAUGCAGCAGCUGCAUCAGCUCCAACAGUUGCACCAGCAUCAGCAGCUGCAACUCCAGCAUUUGCAGCGGUUUCAUCAGGCCCAUGCUUUUCAGGCUCCAACCGCUCUCUGGGGUAAUUUUCCGUUGCUUCCUACAGCAACGUGCCUUGUACCGGACCCAAAGAUAGCUACAGUUCAACCCGAUUCUCAGGUGGAUGCUUUGUUGACGGAUGUUGCUAUUAAUAAUAGGCAGCUUGUGCAACACCGGGACGAACACCAGGAGGAGCAGCAGCAGGAGCAGGGGCAGGAGAGGCUUGGUGGAGAUGGAGAGAGACGGCGGCAGCAGCAACGGCAGUGGGAAGAAGAAGCAGACGAGAUGAAGGUGGUUACUCCUGCUGUUUUGAUUGCCCCGGCCAUUGCAAGUGGAGAGGUAGCAAGCAAGGGGACUGCCACUACCACAACGUAUGCCACGUCCGUGGUUGCUGUUGCUAGGAUUGGGGCUGCACCUGUAGAGAUUCAAGCAUGCAGUGAGAAGCGAAGAGUGGCCAAUGGGUCCUCAGGCAAGCAGCCAACUUCCCUGUGUUCCAGACUUUCGCAGGAGAAUGGUCGCAACCUCAUGGGCUCGGGAAUAUCACCAAUUUGCAAAGUUGCGGCUAUGACAGCUUCAGCAACGGUGACACCUUCAGCACUGGUGACACCUUCAGCAAUGGUUACUUUAAAACAGAACGAGGGAGAGAAGAUGAGCGCUCCAGAGAGCGUGGACAACAUCUCUGUAGAUUUGGCGGGAGGAGGUCAACGUGACAUGUCGCUGGAAAAGCAGCAGCAAAGACUGUUCUUUGCACCAGGAGUAGGCGGCAGAGGCUGGGGUGUAGACGGAGCAGGAGGGUGCCACAGCAGAGGGAUGAUUGGGGGAUGCAUGAGAGGCGGUGGUGCACUUGGGCGAGGCAAAGGAAGAGGAGGAACGGGAGGGAGCUAUGGCCCUGCCUUAAGAUCCGCUGAGAAAGCUGACAGCAAUGUCCCUGGGAAUUGCCUAAGAGGACAGCAAGAAAAUUACAGUGAGAUAGGGGGCAGAGCUGGAUUACACCGGGAUGGAGGCCAAGUACGAGGAAACAUGAGCAUUGGGUCAGGAAUCACCUCGGCUGUGAGCACCAGCGGUGUCGUAUUACGCACAAGGCCCAGUCAGCGAGGCAUGAAGAGAUCUGGUGAGCUGAGGAACAGAGAGAAGCGCUGGGUUGCCCCUGAGCGGAGAAGAGUACCUGCUCAUGAUAAUGGAGAUGGUGGUGGCGGUGGUGGUGGCACCUCUGGCAGGUGGACAUGUGGCAGGAUGGGGGAUUCCAUGAGAGGAGGUGCAUCACAAGCAGGAGGGCUGCUCAGUUGCAGGGUUGUAAUGGAGCAUCAGAGAGAAGAAAUUGAAAGGAUGAUGAGCGGGGAUGGUAAAGAGCAGGACAUUGUACAUGAUAGCAGGAAAGGCGAGCAUAAAAAAACACAGCCAUUCCGUCAAGGUGACAGUAGUGUCGUUACUGCUGCUGCUGCCGAGGCAGAUGGAAGUGGUAGUGAGGUUAAGAGGACGAUGGGGAUCAGGGCAAAGAACUUUGGAAGUGGCAGUGCAACAGAUAUGGAUUCUCAAAAAUUAUUGUCGAAGCAGAUGAUCGAUACGGUGCCAGCUGCAGCCGUGAGAAAAGACAUAACUAGCAAACAUGGCGAGAAAGGAGGGCUUGUGGAAGUGCUUGCAGCAUGUUCUGCAGAGGUUGGCAGUGCAGGAAUGUACUUUGUGCCAGAGGCGACUGAGGCCCCUCUUCACACUGGGGUCGUGCGGGUCUUUGAGCAGCCAGGAAUAGAGACAGUGGCUGACAACGAUGAUUUCAUCAAGGUCAGGUCGAAGAGGCAGAUUUAUAAUGACAAGAAGGAACAGCGUGUGAAGGAUAACAGGUGCAGGAACAAAGACACGAAGUCCAAAGAGCAGGAAAAGGGAGGAGGAGGUGCUGGACAUGGUCGAGCCACGGUUGUGCAGAAAGUUACAGUAGCAGGCGGACAGUUUAUUGGUAGUGGAAGCGAAGGUAAAAUAGUCACCGAAUCACUCAGUGGUAUUCCUGCAGAAAAUGGGCUUCUGCAUAGCAGCAGCAGCAGCUUGGGCUCAGGAGGGGACACGGGAGUCUGUCCGUUGAGUAUUGACAGUGGUGAUGCUGCUAACUUUCUGGACAAUUCUAUCGUUCAUCCAUCACCUCCUGUUGUACAACAGUGGCAACAGCAGCAGCAGCGGUGGGACCAAGAGCAGCAGCUGGAGCUGGGUGCAAAAAUGAGUGCUAAUCACCGCCAUUCUGCAACACCAUUAUCAACCCUGACACCUACUCUGCAUGCUAUGCCCAAGAGUAAUCCUGUGACCAAUGAGAGUCAGGGGAAGUCAAUGCGUCUGUCCCUUUGCUACACAAGUGCCCCUGCGUUCGUCAAGCACGUGGUCAAAGCCGAUCUGGUUCACCAAGUCUUCAUAGCGUAUGUUAGGCCGGUUAGUGAGAGCAAGAGGGAGGAAGAGCCAACACCACCCGCAGUUGAGAAACUGCUGAAAGAGUUUGCUGAUUUGGGAGAGACCAAAGACCUCGACCAAAGAGAAAUCAAGCACCGGAUAGAGAUAGAGGCCGAUAGCAAGACUCCCAAGGGCCCUAUUUAUCAAAUGUCUCCCAAAGAACUUGAUGAGCUGCACAAGCAGCUUGAUGAACUAAUAGAGAAGGGGUGGAUUAAGCCUAGCUCCUCGUCGUACGAUGCACUGGUUCUAUUCUUGCUUAAGAAGGAAGGCGAACUGCGAAUGUGCAAUGAUUAUAGGGAUUUGAAUGCAACUACUGUAAAGAACGCCGAACCGUUGCCUAGGAUAGAUGAUCUGCUUGAUAGGGUGCAGAUCACGGUUGCGUAUGCCGACGACCCAGUUUACAACGAAAUGAUUAAGAGGGUUCAAACAACAUCUCACUAAGUCCUAGACUAUAGAGUGGAUGACAAAUUGCUUUUUGAAAAGACGAACAUGUUUGACAGCCUCUGCGUUUCGAAUUGUGAGACUGUCAAAAGCUUAAUCUCGAGGGAAUGCCACGACACCGAGGGCCAUUUCGGUUGGAGAAAGACUUACGCUAAUCUGCUAUGGUCCUUUACCUGGAUCAGCAUGAAGCACAAUUGUAUUGCUUAUAUCCAGGGUUGUCACGUGUGUCAGCGGAACAAAAGUUCCACACAAGC
Molecule: messenger RNA, 9956 nt
Organism: Chara braunii
Lineage: Eukaryota; Viridiplantae; Streptophyta; Charophyceae; Charales; Characeae
Source: the annotation of a GenBank genome assembly